AGAGAGAGAGAGAGUGAGAGUGAGAGAGCAGUCGCAUGCAGAGAGGAGCUGGGACGAGAGACAGAACAGAAGAGAGCUGUCAAGCUGCGAGGAGGCAGCGGAGAGACGACUUAGUUUUUUUCUUGGAAUACAUUUCCCCCCUCCAUCUCAGAGGCCCACACACGCACACACUCAAAUCGUAUAAACAAGCAAACGUGUGUGUGUGUGUGUGUGUGUGCGAGAGCUGCCGUUACCUUUCUUAGUGCUGAAUUAUUUGAAGGAUCUGGACCUACUCAAGCCUGACACACUUGGACUGUAGGAGUGUUUGGAUUCAGGAUCUCUGUGACUUGGACUUCAUCUCUAAUUAGAUUCAGAUUGACUUUUUACAGUGCAACACUUUGGACUGAGUGUGUUUCUCUCUGUAAGUGCGACUAUUGAUUCGGCACUUGCAUUGAAUGGAACACCGAGAUUUUGACCAAAACUGCGUCUGCACUUGUUAGUCUCCUGAAUUUGUAAGAUUGGACUCACUCUUGGACUUUGUCUGUGUGUUUGUGUGUGAGGAGAAGGAUGUGUUGGCCACAGACAGCGGUCCUGCUAGCCCACCUCGGGUUCACCUUAACGGGGGCAUGGAGAGCAUCUCAGCCAAGACUGCAGUUCACACACUCCGAGCUCGUCCAGAAUGGCCGCCUGCUGAUGCUGCCCCUAGUGGCCGGAGACCUGCACUCGCUGCUGCCUGACGAGAAUGGGAGGCGUCUGUACGUGGCCAUGAAAGAUAACCUGCUGUCCACCAGUCUGGACGACAUAACACAGAACCCACGCAAGCUGUACUGGCCGGCCAGUCCGGACCGUGUCCAAGAAUGUCUCUUGGCUGGGAAGGAUCCAGAGCUGGAGUGUGCCAACUUCCUGCGAGUUCUGCAGCCUUUCAACCAGACUCACCUCUACGUGUGUGGCACCGGGGCCUUCAACCCCCGCUGUGCCCUCGUGGCUACCAGCAUCUUCCAACGGUCAGAGCACCAGACUCUCUCCUACAGCCAGACAGAGUGUGGGAAGGGGAAAUGUCCCUAUGAUCCGUUCCAGAAAACAGCUUCUGCUGUCGUUGAUGGAGAGCUGUAUGCUGGGAUCACCUCAGACUUCAUGAGCAGGGACUCUGCCUUCUUCCGUAGUCUCGGCAGUCGUCGCGUCCUCCGCACUGAGCAGUACGACUCCACCUGGCUGCAGAAUGCCCAGUUUGUGCGGGUAGCGCCACUGUCUGAAACUGAUAACCCGGAGGAUGAUAAGGUCUACGUGUUCUUCACCGAGCGUGCUCAGGAGGCGGAAGGGGCUGCUGGGAAGGUGCUCUACUCCAGGGUGGCACGUGUGUGCAAGAAUGACAUUGGAGGCCAGAGGAGCUUAGUGAAUAAGUGGAGCACCUUUCAGAAGGCGCGUAUGGUAUGUUCAGUGCCAGGACCAGACGGCCUACAGACGCACUUCGACCAGCUGCAGGACAUCUUCAUUCUCCAGGGGAAAGACAAGAAGAACCCUCUCAUCUAUGGACUGUUCACCACGUCGAGUGAUAUUCUGAACGGCUCGGCGGUGUGCGUUUACCGAAUGGAGGAUGUCGUUCGGGCUUUUAAGGGAAAUUUCCUGCACAAGGAGGGGCCCCAGUAUAAGUGGGCAGAGUUCACAGGCCAGGUGCCCUACCCACGACCAGGAACGUGUCCGAGCAGCACAUAUGGAAGCUACAGUUCCACUAGAGAGUAUCCUGACGACGUCAUCUUCUUCAGCAGGACACACCCGCUGCUGCAGGAAAAUGUGCUACCACUGGGAGAGCGCCCCCUCCUGGUCAGAGUGGGUGUUCACUACAAGUUCAGCAAACUUCUGGUGGACAGGGUGGAGGCCGUGGACGGCACCUACGACGUUCUGUUCAUCGGCACAGACUCUGGUCUGGUGCUGAAAGCCAUCCAUCUGCCCAGAGAACACGGCCAGAGUCAGGAGGUCACUCUCGAGCAGCUGCAGGUCUUCCAGCACAAAUCACCUGUGACAGCCAUGACACUCUCAAAGAAAAAGUGGUUGUUUGUGGGCUCCAGGGAGGGAGUGUCCCAGCUGGCCCUGUACCAGUGUGAGUUGUACGGUCAGGCCUGCGCCGAGUGCUGCCUGGCCAGAGAUCCCUACUGCACGUGGGACGGACACGCCUGCAGCCCUUACAUGCCCACUGUGCGCAGGAGGAAUGCUCGUCAUUUAGGGGAAGACGAGGAUCCACUGACUCAGUGUGUCAGACAGGGAGCCAUGCUGCAGGUGGAGGCAGAGCAGAGGGUGAUGGUGGUUGCUGAGGGUAACAGCACCUACCUGGAGUGUCUUCCCCGAUCCAGACACGCUGCUGUCACUUGGUACAAACAGGCUGGAGAGAACAGUCCUGAACUAAACCAGGUGGUAACAGGUGACCAGCUGGUGGUUAUCGAGCGGGGUGUUCUGAUUCGUCGCGCUGAGCUGUCUCACGGCGGCGUCUACCACUGCCAGGUGGAGGAGCAUGGCUACCACUGGACCGCCGUCACUGUCCGCCUGGCCGUUUGGAGCCCCGCGGCCAAUCACCUCCUCGCCUCCUGGUCCAGCUCAUCAUAUCAGGGCAGGGGAACCCAGCCCUGGUACGAAGACGUGAUGGCGCUGAUUCACCCGGGAAGCCUCGGCCCGCAUUGCAGGGCUCUGGGGUACCGCCCCCCGCGCAACCACCGUCGCCAUGGUGACGUCAUGGCGGCAACGAUCAAGGAGAAAGAGAGAGGGGAGAGGCACAAGCACGGGGGAGGACGGGGUGGCGGGGGAGGAGGGGGAGGAGGGGGAGGAAGACCCGCAGGGAGGAAGAGCAGGAGCAAGCCUCAGCAGAGGGCGCCAAGGAGCGCUUGAAUGUGUCACAGGGCAGGAGGGAGGAUUUUCACUGACACACACAUUUAUAUUACAUGUACACACACACACAUACACACACACACACACACACACGCACUUAACUUAUACACUGAGACACACACACACACACAUACUGUAUGUACAGAGACUACGACAUGCGCAUGCACUUAUCUACAAAACAAACAAAAACAUCCUUUCGUUGUCAUGAUAAACUCUCAAAUGAAGCUACACAAAGAACUGAAGUAUGUACAGGAGGUUGUGGACAGCGAAGACUGUUUGACCUGGACAAAGACAGAGACUGUACAAAAGAAAAGCAGGAGACGUAGAGGUGUCAGAGCAUGCUGAAUGAAGGAUGAACAGCAUGUCCAGAUCACUCAGUUUGACUGACUCUGUGUCGUGACAUGGACUUGUAUCAGGAAAGUUUUUGGAUCCUCUACAAAGUAAAAAAAAGAGGAGCCUUGUUCCAAAAGUUCUGCAUUUAAAAAAAAAAAAAAAAAAAUCCUUAUGAAAAGGUUGAUUCUUAAAGGACCAUCGUACGUUUUUGCAUGUUUUUGCCCAUUAAUUACAAUUGACAUGAAGCCAGUUACUCUCCAAAACAGAACAGAUGUCUUUAGAUUGAUUUUGGACCUUCCAGGCAGAUGCUGGUUUCCAUUCAUUUCAAUCACUUUUCAAAUCCAUGAAAAAUGCUUGAGAGAUGUUCCCUUUCUUUUUUGUCAAAGUCAUGCCGAUGCAGUCGAGGAAGCGUCUUUUUUUUUUUUUUUUUUCAAACUUUCCUUUGUGCUACGCUCAAGUUUCAAGGACAUUUCCUUGAGAACUGAGGGUCAACUGCUCAAAAAGCAUUUCGUUGACGAGGUACAUCGUUGGAGAGUAAACAACAAGAAGACAAAGAAGCGCGUGUAUUACGGCUAAAAAACGAAAGGUAUCUGAUACUCUCUGUGAUGGAGUGCUUGUUGAUCUAAAAAUUUGUUAUGUUUUGGAAAAUGAUCAGCAGUGAUUCACAAUUUGAAGGUCACAAGCUUCAAAAUUGAAUUCCCAGCCGUCGAUGUAAUAUAAACACGGCAGCAACUUUGAAAGACGUAAUGAUUCAGGUUGUGAAUAGCCCUGAUGAGUUUUAUGCAUUUUCCCCCCUUGAUGUAUAUGGAACAAUUUCACAUGGAGUCCCGCCAGCGGUUCACCUAAAAGGGGAGCUUUGUUGGUCUGUCGCGAUAGGCGGAGUCUGACCACGAGAUCGCCGACCACAGAGAAGAAAGGCGGCAGAAGGCAAGACGGCGGCUUUGAUGAGGUUUCAGAUCUACUCUCCCAGGUCAUUAGUGUUCUGCGUCGCAGCCGUACAAACGCCCCACGGGAGACGUUUCCAUUAUGUUCUCCCCUACGUUUGGUUCAGCCGCUUUAGCUGCUACGUGUUACAGGCAUAGCUGGCACUUAUUUCAUGCCACGCAGCAGAGAGCGGUUUAGUCCAGGUGCGGGGGGAAAAUGUGAGCAAAACGAAGGUGGAUGCGAUGAGUCUUAUAAUGUCCACUCCCAUUUUGAAUGUCGUAUUGGUUUUCCCAGAGUUCCACAUGAGUGCAGUGUACAAGUUUCGGAAACACGAUGAGGUUUAUUAUUCUGUAAAGAAGGGUCACUUCUUCACCUCAUCUCCAGUCUAAAGACAAGUCUACAAAUUUUCAUUUUUGCUACGUUGCUGUUCAAGGCACAAUCAAGCCUUUAUAGUUCUAUCCGAUAUUUUUUGCCAAACCACAAAGGGAUUUUUCUUUCAUUGGUAAUGUUUAGAAUAAUAUUUCUACCAAGUAAAAAAACGUAACAUUUUCUUGGACAAAAAAAAAAAAAUACAUUUAAUGUAACUUAGGUCGUGACAGUUAAUUCUUCCCGCUGAAUCAUCCUACGACACGGACAAGAGAACACGUUUGGACCACGCCCUUGGACCGAACUGUCGAGAGACUCUGUACAGAGCGUGCAUGGUUCUCAAACUAUGGCUCGGGGGCCAAAGUGGGCCGAUGUGACUUUAGGGGGGGAGCUUCAGCCCAGCUGAACAAAUGGAGUAAUACGUUGCUGGUGCUGCAGCUCCAACUGGUACAGACAUCUGGCUGUAAAUUAAGAAGCGAAUAAUAAUGACGCCUUUCUUUGUGCGCGUUUGGAACGAGAGAGGACUGGAAUCAAGUGGAUCGGAGCGACUUUGCGAAGCAGCAAAUUGCUGUCCUUCGUGUUGAAAUGUUAAACCAUCACAGCGUGUUUCACCUCCAUUUAACUCUCUGCAUAGUACUAUUUAUUUGUUUAACUUGGAGUCAAAAUGCUUGUUUCGCACAUUGUGAGGUCAGGUCUUUGGGAAACGCUUCAGGACCUCCCUCAGGUCACACACUAGAAACUUAUUUAACAUGUGAGUGUUUGUUGGUCUGUCUUUGUAUGCUUAUACCGUAUGUUUCUGUGCCCACACGUAGACUGUAUUCUUUUUUCUCUUUAUUUCCAGAUGAUUUAGCUCCUCCCACAGGCAUUUUUAAAAGUACAAACUGAAUUGACUGGAGGCUACAGGAACUAAGAGGGAGAGCUAAAACAGCGUCAUUUUCAGAUGCAAACGUCCAGCGUGAGCUCGACGAUGAUCGUGCUGUUGUUUUGCAGAUUAGACUGGGUGAAGGAUGAAAAAUAACUAAUGCUUUCUGAUUUGGCAUGUGAGGGAGACGAAGCCAGACAGCACGACUAAAUUAAAACUUUAAACUUCGUUUGGUAUGGUUUACUGGAAGAAGAUGCAUUUACAUGCUUGGUUAAGUCCAAUAAUAACAGCCUCUCGUGUUUUCACAUAUUUAGUUUCAUGCCACAACGAUGAUGCUGAGCACGCAAUCCCGCCUCUAUAUGAUCCCAGUUCCGCUCUUCUGGUAGUAUAUACUGUGUGUAUUGUGUGUGUGUGUGCGCUUGUCAUUCUAUGGUUGUGAGAGCCACUUCAGGUUCAAAACCAUCUUUGUGAGGACACUUUGACGUUCUGAGGAAAUUCUGAUUGGUCAUCACAAUUUCAAAUGGCUGUUUGAGGGUUAAGACUUGGGGGUUAGAGUUGGGUUUAAACUUGGGUUAGGCAUGUAGUGAUGAUGGUUAGGGUGAGGGGCUAGGGAAUGCAUUAUGUCAAUGAGUGUCCUCACAACAAUAGAGAGAUGUGUGUGUGGCCUUGUUUUACCAUAUUUGUGGGGGGUUUUAAAUCCAGAAAAACCAGUUUGACAUUCAGUUGUGGUGGUCAAGGUUAGGGUAAGGAGCUAGGGAAUGCAUUGUGUCCAAAAUGGGUCCGUCCAUGUGUUCGUGCAUGCAUGCACGCGCGUGUGUGUGUGCGUGCGUGCUUGUACAGUAUGCCUCUGUCUGUCUUCGUGAGCAUUUGAAAAUUUGUGGGAUCAGACUGAGAGGUUCUGAAGCCCAGCCGUUCAGAGCUUGGCAAAGGAUCGGAGACACUUUAGAUGCCGAAAGUAAAAUAAACCAAACCGACUUUGAGCGCGGAGGGCCUGCAGUAAAUUAACGUGGGCUUGGCUUCUUGCCGUCUUGGUCUUUGGCCACAUGAAAGACCCACCAGCGCCGAGCUCGGUGCUGAAUCAGAGCGUGUGGGGAGUAAAGAGAGAGAGGGGAAAGAGAAGCAAGAGGAGUUUAUGAGGAAGUUUAUGUGACUCCUUCGUGAGUAGCUGUUGAAAGUGUGAAAAUGUCAGAUAUAGCCCCGUCUCCAAAAUGAAAGAGUGUAUGUGGGCGAAUGUGAAGCGGGAGGUAUAAUCAAAAUGAAAUCAAGAUUUGGCGUGUUCCCGUGCCGCUCUCAAAUACCACAUUUAGGUCAAAUACAAGCUGAUUCAGCAGGAGAAUGUGACUGUGUGAGCAUGUCAAACAACGUUCCUCCAUGUUGAAAGCUAAAUGAGCCGCCACUGAUUAACUAACAAGUACAAUUUGAACAUGUUGUCAUCAUUUUGACCAAAGUGAAUGUCUUGGCUGUUGGUUGCCAUAUCUUGUUCCUCAAAAUACACACUUGAUCAAAGUGCACACUUGGGGCGCUUUCACACCUACCGCGAUUGGUCUGCACCUUUGAACCAACAAUCGCAGAUGUGAAAGGUGCCUCGGACGUGGUCUGACCAAAAGGGGUGGUCUAGGUCCGGAUCAAACGGAGCCCUGGUUCGGGCCGUUCGCAGUGUGAAAACACUUUUCUGGAUUGUUCUGACUUUCGGACCGAUCGCAGGAAGUUGACACAGCGUUUGACAAUAGAAGGAGAAAAAGGAAGCACAAAUUUGCGGUGGUACCACAUGGGGCGGAGGAGGAGACUAAAUAUUGAAUUACAUUUUUUAGGACAAUUGAUUGCAGCCUUCGCCUCCGACGAUGGAAUGUUUGACAGCACCAAAGUUCAUUUGGGGCAUUCGCACUAGUGUCGAGUACUGCGGCUGAAAGCGGUGAUGCUGGUACUAUUACAAUAAGGAUAUUACAGGGGCAAGGAAAUUAACAUUUUUUAUUUCUUUUUAUGAAUGGAAUGACAAAUUGACAACGCGUUUGCGCCCGACGCACGGCCGUCUACACACCCAUCAAUGUCCAGCACACGUCGACGCAGCCCACGUGGGUGAUGAUGAGAGGACGUACGCGGGUCAGACAAAAUUCUUUAGUGCGCUCCCUAAAAUCGCAAUGUGAAGCCAACACUAAUCGGUUAAAAUGUCAAUAACACAACAACGACCCAAACCUUCCGGGUGUAUAGGAGAAUGGACUCUUUGGCAUUAUGUCUUUUUCAAGGGUGUUUUUCUCUCUGACAAGCUGACACACAUCACUGGGGAUUUCUGUCCAUAUUGUAACAUAAACGGCUUAGGUAGCGGUAAAUUACAAAUCCAACUUGUAGACAUUUUGGGAACGACAUUUACUUGCUCCCUUGCAGAAUUUUAGAUCAGUAGAUUGACGACACUCUCGUGUCUGAGCGCUUUUUAAGAUGCACUAUCCGGUUAGUUUAGCCUGUCAUAGUAUUUUCUUUAAGAUGGGCAUUAAAGGCCCCGGGGACACUUUCCAGACAGACUAAAUCAAAAAUUGAAUAAAAGAUGAAAAACUCUUCUCUCCAUAACAGUACAGAACCUAGCAGUAGAGGCUAGCUAGGAGCUUUUUGGGGGGGGGGUCUUCUUUUAACUAGGAGGGAACAUUUUGUUGGCAAAUGGAAGAUGUAGUCUGAGCAAAUUUUUGAUAAAUGCUGCUGCACACGCACUCGCAGGCAAACAAAGCCAAAUGUGAUGCUUUAGGUCUCCAACCUCCACGAGAAGACGUUGAUUUAACUUGGAGUAUGUUGCAAGUUAAAGAUUUCAAUUGUAUCUCUGCAAACAGACCCAGCAAUCUAUAAAUUAUGAAAUCAGGUUUUGUGUGAUUUCCAGCCUGUGGAUAUUUUGUAUAUAUGAUUGUUCAAAGUGUGUGUAAAUAUAUAUAUAUAUAGAUGUGAUGGAUUCCAACACUACGUCUCCUAUAAGACAUUUAAAACAGUUAGUGUUUCUCUCAAAGACGUGGCGCAGAGCUGCUCCUCAUUCAGUACAAUGGCCUCGUGUGUUUGACUUUGUUAUGCUGUAUUUACAUCUCGGUGCCAAUUAGUCUCUUGUGACUUUCCAGAGUGACUUCUUCUCCACAGACGGAAUGAAACUGUCAUCGAAUGAUUUCCUCCCUUGUGAGCAGACUUUGUUUUUCUCUGAGUAAAUAUGUAUUGGUCUGCUUUCAAAAUAC
Molecule: messenger RNA, 8544 nt
Organism: Scophthalmus maximus (turbot)
Lineage: Eukaryota; Metazoa; Chordata; Actinopteri; Pleuronectiformes; Scophthalmidae
Gene: sema3h
Product: sema domain, immunoglobulin domain (Ig), short basic domain, secreted, (semaphorin) 3H
Exons: 18
Coding region: 547-2856 (769 amino acids)
Biological process (GO): positive regulation of neuron migration; neural crest cell migration; negative chemotaxis
Molecular function (GO): semaphorin receptor binding; chemorepellent activity; neuropilin binding
Source: RefSeq, a predicted model, not a curated record